Messenger RNA from Rhineura floridana, 2250 nucleotides. RefSeq names its product carnosine N-methyltransferase 1 (gene CARNMT1). The record is from RefSeq and is a predicted model, not a curated record. Gene Ontology annotation, molecular function: S-adenosylmethionine-dependent methyltransferase activity. Bases 272 to 1561 code for a protein of 429 amino acids. The transcript has 8 exons. NCBI's taxonomy places the organism in Eukaryota, Metazoa, Chordata, Lepidosauria, Squamata, Rhineuridae.
CCGUCCACUAUGUCAGGUUUCCUAACCCUUGAAGAGUUUAAGCUUUGUGUCUUUCCGCGUGAGGACUCGUUAGUUUGCAAGUAGCAGCAUAACGGCCCAAUGCGCUUGCGCACUGUUAUUCUCUUCCUCGGGUUCAUUGCGUUUGCGCACUGACAAGCCGGAGGGUGGGGGUAGAGGAGUGGCGCCAUCGCGUUUGGCGAAAGGUGGUUGGUUGGAAUGUUAACUGCGGGUCUUUCUCUAUGAAGCCGGAAGCUCGAGGAGCAGUGGCGUGAUGUCGGUCGCUGCCCCGUGCGCUUUGUCGCGGAAAGGGCAGCUGCAGCCGCCGGUGAAGGCGAUGCGCAGGGGAAACCGGCAAAGCGGAGAGGGGGAGGAACAGCAGGAGGUGGAAGUGUGGGAUGGGGAAGUGACGUUCGGAGGCGAGCGGCGCAGGCGGGAGCCGCAGCAGCAACUGCUGCCACAGCCACCAGCGAUGGUGAUGGGCGGGAGAGAGGAGGAAGAGAAGCUGGAGAGGGAGCACUUCCGGAGAAUCAUCAACGCCUUCCGUUACUACGGAAUUAAUAUGCAUGAAAGAGUAAAUCGUGCAGAAAGACAGUUCAGAUCCCUUCCAGCCAGGCAGCAGAAAUUGCUUCCUCAGUUCCUUCCUCAUCUGGACAAGAUUCGGAAAUGUAUUGACCACAACCAAGGAAUCUUGCAGACAGUUGUGAAUGACUGCACACACAUGUUUGAAAAUAAAGAAUACGGUGAUGAUGAAAAUGGAAAGAUUACACCAGCUUCAACUUUUGACAUGGAUAAAUUAAAGUCCACUUUAAAACAAUUUGUAAGAGAUUGGAGUGAAACUGGGAAACCAGAGAGAGAUUCCUGCUAUCAGCCAAUCAUUAAUGAAAUUGUAAAGAACUUUCCAAAAGACAGAUGGGAUCUCUCCAAAGUUAAUAUCCUGGUACCUGGUGCUGGGCUAGGUAGAUUGGCCUGGGAAAUAGCUAUGCUUGGUUAUACUUGCCAAGGAAAUGAAUGGAGUCUCUUUAUGCUCUUUUCUUCUAAUUUUGUACUCAACAGAUGCUCUGAAACUAAUUCAUACAAACUAUAUCCCUGGAUUCAUCAGUUUAGCAAUAACAAGAGAUCUGCUGAUCAGAUACAGCCAGUUUAUUUCCCUGAUGUUGACCCUCACAGUCUUCCUCCUGAUGCAAACUUUUCUAUGACAGCAGGCGAUUUUCAAGAAAUCUACUCUGAGUGUAAUAUAUGGGAUUGCAUAGCAACCUGUUUCUUCAUAGACACAGCACAUAAUGUCAUAGAUUACAUUGACACAAUAUGGAAAAUACUGAAACCAGGAGGAAUAUGGAUCAAUUUAGGUCCUCUACUUUACCACUUUGAAAAUUUAGCAAAUGAAUUAUCUAUUGAGUUAAGCUAUGAAGACAUUAAAAGUGUUAUAUUACAAUAUGGAUUCCAUAUAGAGGUGGAGAAUGAAUCCGUUUUGACCACCUAUACUGUGAAUGAGCUAUCUAUGAUGAAAUACUACUAUGAAUGUGUGAUGUUUGUGGUUAGGAAACCAGGAAGCAGUGUCUGAAAUGGAUUAUACAAGGAGGAAAAUGCUGGCAUUUUUGCUAUUAAUGUUAGUACAGUGGCCUCUGGAGUGAUGACUGAACACAACCUCAUAUCAGUGGUGCCUUUUUAUUUAUCACAGAAUAUAACUCUAUUGUCUAUUUUUUUUAAUCUCCUAUAAUCUUUGCGUAUGUACUUCUGGAUAUCACCAUCUGGGUAAUGGAAUGUUUGUUGCAAAUAUUCCUGUGUCAUUUCUUUAAAUUCCAAAUAAUGUUUUUUCUGACAAGGGUAAUACUUUUUAAAUGCCAUCAUUGACAUUCAUAAUUCUCUGUAAUAUACAAAACUGUCUACUUUAACAUUUCCCUAAAAGAAUAUCUAAUGCCAUAUUGGAUAUACUAUUGAAUUUUUGUUCCACAUUGCACAGAAAACAAAUACAAAAAAAACCAACCUCAGCAUAUUUAAAUACUGUUUUGGUGACUUUUACUCCUCAUAGGAAUUUAAGGGUUUUUUUUCCAAAUCUGACAAACAGCAUCAUGUGAACUUUGCUAUCUGCUUAUCAAAGACUUGUAAAAAUGUAAACUUUAUAAAAAUGGCACAUGCAUGCUUUCGCAAGAACCUUUAACAUGAAACUGACUGUAAUUUAGAGCUGACGCUGCUAAUGAUCAAAUACAUUUUAAUUUUUUUAGAAUAAAUAAAAAUGAUACUACUUCUGGU